AUGUCCAGCUCUACCGUGUACGUCACCAAGGUGUUCUCGGUAGUGUCUGUCACCACGGUGUUCUCGGUAGUGUACAUUACCAAGGUGUUCUCGGUAGUGUACGUCACCAAGGUGUUCUCGGUAGUGUACGUCACCAAGGUGUUGUCGGUAGUGUCCGUCACCAAGGUGUCCUCGGUAGUGUCUGUCACCACGGUGUCCUCGGUAGUGUACAUUACCAAGGUGUUCUCAGUGGUGUACGUCACCACCGUGUUCUCGGUUGUGUACGUCACCAAGGUGUUCUCGGUGUUCUCGGUAGUGUACGUCACCAAGGUGUUCUUGGUUGUGUACGUCACCCAGUUGUUCUCGGUAGUGUACGUCACCGAGGUGUUCUCGGUAGUGUACGUCACCAAGGUGUUGUCGGUAGUGUCUGUCACCACGGUGUCCUCGGUAGUGUACGUCACCAAGGUGUUCUCAGUGGUGUACGUCACCACCGUGUUCUCGGUUGUGUACGUCACCAAGGUGUUCUCGGUAGUGUACGUCACCAAGGUUGUCAAGGUUGUCUUCCUCCAACCAGCCAUGUGUGGAUCGCUACAACGCACCGCUCUUCUCCUGUUGGCACUUGAUACAACUGUUGUAGCAGCUGGGGCACAGACCGCCUUCAUCCUGACUGCAUCCCCUACUUCAGGCAAAGACGGGGACGUGGUCACACUGUCGUGCAGCCACCGAGAUAGGGCAGCACUGGGGUUUGUGACCUGGAUUGUCUCCAUACAGAAUGACAGCGUCUCCACUAUAUCCUCGAUCCUACCUACACAACGACCUACAACAACAGCAGUAACAGCAUCAUCAUCAUCAACAACCGCCACAGCAGCAGGGUUGACCAUCAACGUUGCUUCCAUACAAAAUGACAGCGUCUCCAGUACUUCAUCGAUCCUUUCAACACAACAACCAACAACAGCAUCACCAUCAUCAACAACAACAGCAGCAGAGGUGACCAUAAACGAUGACGGGACCGACACACCUACUAAGGUAUCUUUGCCUUCUACUGACACAGCAGCGACAGUGACGACACCCCCUGCUACAACGUCUCGGAGUAAAGAUGACGGAGGACCCGGCAUGAUCUACAUAGUUGUUGGUUCAUCCCUUGCUUCAUCCUUCAUCCUCAUCACUCUGGCAGCUGUGUGUCUGGUCAGACGGAACAGUGAGUAUACUUCAGUCGUAUCUUAAACACGAUCAAAUGGAGUUCAGAUAUAAAUAUACUC
Molecule: messenger RNA, 1238 nt
Organism: Haliotis rubra (blacklip abalone)
Lineage: Eukaryota; Metazoa; Mollusca; Gastropoda; Lepetellida; Haliotidae
Product: cell wall integrity and stress response component 4-like
Exons: 9
Coding region: 1-1203 (400 amino acids)
Source: RefSeq, a predicted model, not a curated record